AUGACAUCGACAAGCUUGACAUCUCUAUCACAUUUGUUGUUGAGACACAUUGUAUCAUACUUGGACAAUGUUGACAUUGUCUGUGUAGUGUUGUCCUCCAAGUCAAUGUUCAAUGAUCGUUGUAAAUAUGCAAGACUAUCAGUUCAAUCACUCAAAGAUCGAUCAAUCUAUGACAACAACAAUGACAAUGACAGUAGCAACAGCAGUAGCAACAACAACAAUAUCAAUACAAUGUUCAAUCUUGGAUCAUUCAAACAAUUGAUUAUGAACUCUUUGAAUGGUGAUGCUGAUCACUUUAGUGGACAACAACAUCAACAACUACCUCAACAACAACAGAAUGCACGUCAACAAAAGGCACGUGAAAGACUACAAUCAAAUGACUUUAUGGUGAUCAAUCACUUGUCAAACUUAAAGACAUUGGAGCUCAAUACAAAGGUCGUGAGGAUCAAGUUCAAUGAUACAUUCAAUCAACCAUUGCUACCCGGUUGUAUCCCAGAUCAUGUCAGACACUUGUCCUUUGGCGAAAAGUACAACCGACCACUCAGAGCAGGUGUCCUCCCUCAGCAACUCCAGAGUCUCUACCUUGGCUGGUCGUUCGAUCUCUCACUCCCAGCCGGUAUCCUACCACAAUCACUACUCCGACUGAUGCUGGCAUCCUACCGACCACAUCCGUCACGUGUCCUUUGCAUCCCAGACUCUGUGACCUACCUCAAGAUAUACGAUUCAUUCGCCAACAGCUUCCCAACAUCAUCCAUCCCCAGUUCAGUCAAGCGACUUUCAUUUGGAUUCGAGAUCAAUGAGCCAUUGCCUACUGGAUUGAUUCCGGCGGGCCUAGACUAUUUGGCUGUGAAGCUGUGGCGAUACCUGACAUCUGCGACACCGAUAACAUUCUGCCCCAUCCCACCCGGAACAAUACCAUCGGGUAUCACGACAUUGAACCUUGGACGACGAUUUGACAUGGCCUUGCAGCAGGGCUCGGUUCCCAAUGGUGUGCAGCAUCUGGUGAUAUCGUCAUCAUUCUUCAAGUGCAAUAAGUUUGAUGUGUUACCAUCGUCCAUUCGAACAUUGACCAUUCAUCCAAACAGCAAUCAAUCAAAAUCCUACACCAUUGCCAUCAGACCACUUGGCAUCAACACAACAAUGGUGAUCGAUCAAUCAUUACAUGGAUAUGUAGUGGUAGUCGUCGGUGAUGGAGGUGGCACAGACUACAUCAUGUUGGCACUACAACGACUGAUUCAAUUCAAUGAGGAGAGUAUAUCAGAUAGGAUCAAGCGAUUGUUUCCUAUUACAGGCGCCAUUGCUGAGGAUCAGUUCAUUCAAUACACGUGA
This is a messenger RNA of Acytostelium subglobosum LB1, 1329 nucleotides long. RefSeq lists its product as hypothetical. The record is from RefSeq and is a predicted model, not a curated record. Lineage: Eukaryota; Evosea; Eumycetozoa; Acytosteliales; Acytosteliaceae. The coding region runs from base 1 to 1329 and encodes 442 amino acids. The transcript has a single exon.